This is a messenger RNA of Porites lobata, 13526 nucleotides long. The record is from the annotation of a GenBank genome assembly. NCBI's taxonomy places the organism in Eukaryota, Metazoa, Cnidaria, Anthozoa, Scleractinia, Poritidae.
CCGAGAGUCUUUCUAUUUGUUUUUAAUGCGACAGUGUUAGCAUGAUUAACUUAGAAAAUCCGUUGACCCGGAAUUGUUCUUGUGAUCUAAUACCUCGUCGAAGCAGCUGGAAUGAAAGAAACCAGUAAUGAGUAGUACUGAAGGAUCUAAACAAGGCGAGUCUUUACCAACAGACGAGAGCAAGGCAAGUGCUUGAGAUUUCUAGUUUUUUAAAAAACUUUUACUAAAAUGUUUCAGGUAGUGAUACUAUAACAUUGUAUGUCGCUUUAUACUAUGCUUAUAAGAUGUUAUUUGCAAUUUUGGGGGUCAAAAUCAGGUCCAACAGCCACUGAAUUGUAGCUUAUUUGCACAUAUUCAACUGUGCGUGUUUAAUUUGGUGCGGUUUUGAUUAGCUUUCUUCUCCUCGAGGCGAUAACUAACUGCCUUCUGUCUAAUAUGAUUUCAGGAAGUGAAUUAUGUAAACGUCGAAUUUACACCUUUUACUGUUCAUUACGAGAAAAAACGCAAUCAUUUGCGUUAAACGGCGACCAAAAGUGCGAAGAUACAUUCAUUGGCGCGAAAAUAGGAACAUUUGCGCAUAAAUCAGAUUCAAUUACGAUUUAUGCAUUUUAAUCAACAUUCAAUAACACUUUUGGGCAUUCAUAUGGGUCAUUGGGCAAACAAAACAGAAAAAUAUACUUUCAUUAACGCCAACAUCAAAGUCAUAAACACCAUCUUGAAAGUCAAUAUGGACAAUUGACAUAUAUUAAAGUGCAAACACUCUUCAUUAACAUUUUUAUGACACUGUUUGCAAUUCAACAGCAUUCCUGUGGACAACCUUAGGAUCUCUAGGAUGGAUAAGACAAACAUUAAUGUACUUGUACAAUCAAUUGAGUGUUCUUUACAUUUAAUAUGCAAAAAACGAUUUUUAAUUAAACAAUAGAAAUUCAAACAAAUUUGGCCCGAAUUUCAGUCCGUUAAAUGUAUAUCCCUAAAAAACUUUGCUAUUUAAACAUUUUGGGAGGUAGGUUUGCAUGAAAUGGUACCCCUUAGCACAUUUAGCUGCAGUCGCAAUGUCAUGUUCCGGGGCAGAGCUUUAAAGCACUGUAGUUGUUGUUUCUGAACUCUGCUAGUGAGAUUGCUAGGGCUUUGCCCUCAUUCCUGAUAUACAUCUUUGAAUUUCAGGACUCAAGAUGUCGGCCUUUGGUGUUGCUUUCAGGCAACUUAAAUCCUUUUCAACGAUGUCGAGGGGGAAAGCAUAAGUUGUGUACUUAUGGGGUGGGAAUGGCCAAAUCUACGUGGGCUGGCACCCCAGGGCUGCAAAUAACGGACAGCAGGUUGCCGGUCAUGAUGACUGGCCAGAUAUUUUUUAGCCCGGACAAACCCCGAUUCUGGCCGGUCAAAUAAUGAAUACUAAUAAUUUUUUUUUGCCUAAGGAAUAUCCAAUUAUGCUGGCAAUAGAUCGUUAUUACUACGUUGACGUUCACAUAUUUGACAGCAAAUUGGUGAAAAAUGCAUUCGCACGUUGUAGAGUUCCUUUCCGCGGUUUUCGUGCGUUUUAAUGUUACGUUCUACCUUGAGUAUCAUUGCACGGCGGCGUCUGAAGUCUCUAGAGGUAAAAAGUGAAGCGUAAACUCCCAAGGUUCAGGAAACGGAAUAUACAUACAGUUCAGCAAACUUUAGAAAUUACGAAAAAAAAAAAAAAAAAAAUUGGGUUAUUUUACAAAAUCUGCACACGUUUGUUUUACGUUGAUGUUCCGAAAUGAACAUCGGUGAAACUUGAUCUUUUUCCUUGCCUGGCAAGUCACUUCCUCAAAGAAGAAUCGUCGCUGAUAUUUCCGGCAAAGAUGUUGAUUUGCAUUGGCGAGAAGUUUGUUCCACAAAGAGCGUGUUGAUGAUCAGAAGUCAAUAAAUAAAUCUGGGUCAUCGCGCAACAUUUUAUCGCGAAGGGCUCAAAUGUCAACAGAAAUUUGCAUAGUUGUUUACAAGAACGAGAAUCUAGCGCCGCGAUAGACGACGACCUUCCCUCUUGAGUAGCUUAAAUUUUUAUCAGACCAUUCUGGAAUCGAGUCUGCAAACGAGAUUCAUGUUCGACGUAAAAGAAAUUAUUAUUAAUCGAUGUGCUAACAUUUUAUUCCCGGAGAAACAGAGGACGACCUGUUGAGAAUUGCGAUCGAUUUGCCUGAAUUCCUUUGAAUUCCCAAAGGUCACAUUGCUGAUUACAGUAAAGCCGAAAGUACAGUACGACUUGCAACGUUGCGUUACUUUCCAACUCAGUUUGUUAUUCACUUUGUUGCGUUAGAUUACGACAUGACGACAUGAAAUUAAUUUAUUGCGGCGUUCUUUUUCUUAGAAGGGUUUAGUGCGAAGCAGCAAAAAACGCCAAAGAAAAAAGAAAUCAUUGCAGCAUUAUAGAGCAUUAAGCGACAACUGUAUGGAAAAUAAAGUGUUUGUAUCCAAAAAUGACCGGCAAGACCGGAGUUUGACCGGUCAAGUCCGCGAUCAGGCCGGACAUUGUCCGUUGACCAGCCGUUAUUUGCAGCCCUGCACCCCGUCAUACACAAAGACCACCUACUUAUCGGAAUCCAUUUUUUCCUCGCCCAUGCCAGAAAAAAAACCGACAUAGUAUUCAUUACUCCAGCAGCUACCCAGGAAAACAUUUGAUGGGUGAUAUUGCCAUGGUCAAGUUUCGUCCUCGUUGGCUGCACACUCGGUGGUACGCACUCCACUCCCUGUCGCGCCCCACCAUGACAUCUGGCCGUCUGGGGUAACUGUAUAGCCACAGCCGUCGACAGCCACGCAGUGGCAAAGUAGGGGGUAAUUCUUUAAACAAAGUCAGGCCAAUUUUGGCAGGGAAUUGGUAUUGUUUAAUUGAAAAUAGAUUUUUGUAUAUUAAAUGUAAAGAACGCUCAAUUGAUUGUACAAACGCAUUAAUGUUUGUCUUAUCCAUUCUAAAGCUGUCCAGGAAUGCUGUGGAAUUGCAAACAGUGUCAUAAAAAUGUUAAUGAAUAGCGUUUGCACUUAAAUGCUUGUCUAUUGUCCCUAAUGAUUUUCAGAUAAUGUAAAUAACCCAAAUGUUGAUGUUAAUGAAAGUUUAUUUUUCUCUUUUGUAUGUCGAAUGACUCAAAUGAAUGCCCAAAAAUGUUAUUGAAUGUUGAUUUAAAUGCAAAAAUUGUUAUUGAAUCUGAUUCAUGCACAAAUGUUCGCUUUUUCGCGCUAAUGAAUGUAUCUUCGCGCUGUUGGUUGCCGUUUCGCGGAAAUGAAUGCGUAUUUUCUCUUAAUGAACAGUAAAAGCUGUAGUCACUGAUGAAAUUUCUUCGGCAACUUCUGGCUUAUGACAAGAAAUGAAAACUGUUCACUGACCCUUCAGACAGGGUGACAGGGGGGAGUAUUAAAUGCGCAAAGUUGACAAGUGGGAGGGAUGGGGGUGGUUGGAGGAAUAACCUCGGAAGAGGGAAUGAAAGCUGAACAGGAGUUAUGCUGUUUUGAUCAAGUGGCAAAUUGCUGAAUUGAUUUAGGUUGUGUGUUUCGCCGAAAUACUGUCAAAAUUGUGUCCAAGGAAUCCCCCUGGUCAUCGUUAUAAGAAAGCGUUCCAGAAAAUAAGUGUAAAGCUUGACAGAUGCCUUAAAUAAACAUGAUCAAAGCUUAGGGGCACUAUUAUUAAAUGCAUAAAUUAGUAUUCACUAUUAAGAUCUUCCAGAUCUUCACUUCAAGUAGUACUUAGAGCCAAAGUUAUGCCAGCUACCAAAGUACAUUAAAUGUUAAAUAUGGAAAAAGCAAAUGGUAUCACAUGAAAAUACUUCUUAAGAGGAUACAUUAGGAUGGCCACAUCACAGAGUUUUCUCCAGACAUGAAAGUGACGGUAACUCAGGUAAGCAAUCAGGGUAAAAAGUCUGCAAGCUUUAAAGAACUGACAGUGAAAGUGAUAGAAACCAUAACAAUGUCAUGUUUUGUUACAGGAAAAGUUAAGCAAAGAACUGUUCUAUUGUGGAGAAAAAGGAAAUGUUCAGAGAUGUAAAGAGUUACUCCGUAAUGGUGCCAACGUGAACUGGAAAGCUGGUAGAAAACUAGUAAGUGCAUGUUCAACUUAUUCAGCUGACUGGAUUAGCCUUCCCUAUGAUCAUUUUUUGUCUGUCAGUUUUGCAUUUGGGUAAUAAGUGGACACACUGGAUUGAAAGACUGAUACCAAAUUUUCACAGUUUUGUGGUUUUGGGGAAAUAUUAUGUUAAUGAAAAUAUUCAUAAGUAAGUGAGGUUGAAUAUUUGUCCAUGUGAGUGUACAUGUAGUCCUGAACAGGUGAUUUGUUACUGCUGAUCUGUAAUUAUUAAUGAUUAAUCUGGUCUUCACACACUCAGUGGCUCAGGACUCCAUUAAUGCAAGCUGCCAAGUCUGGCAUGACAGAGGUUUGUCAGCUGUAUUUGGAGCAUGGUGCUGAUGUCAAUGCAUGUACUGCGGUAUGUUUUGGGAACUACUAAGUUAUUACUGACUAAAGAGCUGUACGUGAUAGGAAACCUAAACUCCUUCAACUCAACCCCACUAUCCCUUCAAGCUUAGUGCAACUAGACUCGCUCAGUACAUCAGUAUAUAAUUGGUCUUAGUCUGCUGUUUUAAGUUCUAACAAAAUUAAUGAUGUGUUGCAGGACAUGGUCAAAAUUCAACUCUUUUAAUAACAGUUAAUUUCAGGAUUGGGAUUAAGGCACCAAACCCACUCAUGAAAUAGCCAAUUGUAAGCCCUCCAGUAUGAUUUUCAGUGUCUGUGAGUGACUUGUUCUAGUUCUAGAUCAUUGCCUUUCAUACUGUGUCAGAUAACUUUUCAUGUCGGCACAUGGCUAUCCAUUAUAGCGUAGCUAUCACCUGAGAAAUAAACCCAUUAUAUACAUAUUUAAAUAUGUAUUUUCCCCGUCUAUAUGCUUGGCACAUCAAUAUAGGAGCUAUGGCUCCAUAGUAUUGUGGAAGCACCAUUAAAAUAAUUCUGGAAGUGCAGUUUCAAUGUAUAAACUAAUUUAUUCACUGAUAUUACUUGAUUCUUUAAAGAGCCAUUUCACAGCAAUCAUUUUAGCAGCCCGAUAUGGACACAGUGAAACCUGUAAAUUACUGUUGUCCAAAGGAGCAAACAUCAACAUUCAAACAAAGGUAAAGUAAAAUCUGUUAUUUUGUCCACCAACAAGGACAGGGCUUCUCAUAGGUCGUGGAAAAAAAGGCAAAUUUUCCUGGGUUUUCCAAGACAGAUUGGUGGAAAAAUCAGCUGAUUUCAAGGGAAUUUUGCGGAAAUUUUCAGGGCUAACUUCACAAUUGGUAAAAAAUGGCCGAUUGAUUGAUUUUGCGCUGAUUUGACGAGCAAUGCAUGCUUAAAGUUUUUUAACGGAGAUAAUCAUCUGCUAUUUUAACAACAAAGAGAAAAUUGCAAAGCUUUCAACAUCUUGACUAGUGCCCAGUUUUACUCCUGGUAGUUUUUUAACAUUGGUCGUGCAUUGUGGUGUUGAAGUUUACGGCAAUUAAAUAGCCCCAGUAGCCAAGAUAAGUUUCAAAUAUGUCAUUUAGACAUGUAUUUGAUAAGAUUUCUAGCGAACUUCGUGGCUCCACUGCUGCGCGAAAUAUCAGAGACUCUGCAAAGAGCAGGACUUGAAAAAAGUCCUGUCUGGUUGUGUGGGACAAGUAGAUUUUCUUGCUGGGCAAGAAACUUUUAAAGCUUACUUGGCCAAUGGGCAAAGGUUCAGGGAAAUCAUCCUCUAGCAAAAUCAUUAACUAAGAUGAACAACAAGUGGCCCCAGGCAAGAAAAAUGUAAGAGCUGCUUACCAAAAGGACAAGCUGAAAUUCAAGGUUCUUUCAACCCCUGAAAGGGCCUUGAAAAUGUGGUUGUAUUUGUAAGACGGGGUCUCAUUGUUAAGGGAACAGGUGCACACUCCAUUUAAGGAGAUCUUUCUGGGUGGUGAAUGUUAUGAUCAAACCUGGUUUUUGAGUUGGCAGUUGAAAUAUAGUGAUUAAUGUACUGUAUUCACAUUUGGGUGUUCAUGUGUUAUAAAUAGUUGAAUAAUAUUAUAAUAAUUAUUUUAGGAUGGUGAAACAGCAUUGAUGUGGGCAGCUGAUCAUGGCCAUUCAGACACUUGCAAACUGCUCUUGGAGGCGGGGGCUGAGAUCAAUCUCCAAGAUAUUGUGAGUUUAUCUUGAUUAUUCCUUUGGAGAUUAGGCCUUGUGCAAAAAAUGUCGACAUUCUUCAUACUGUACAUUCUUUGUUUGUCUUGCUCGCUUUAGUACGGCUUCACAGCAUUGAUUCGAGCAGCAAGAGGUGGUCAUGCUGAGACCUGCAUUGUCCUUCUGGAUUUAGGGGCAGAUCUUCAUGCUGUAUCUACACUAGGAAAUCAGGUAGGUGGGAAGUGUGAUAUUCUGCCACAUACUUGUUGAAUAUAAUAUUAAGAACAAGGUUGUAAACUUUAAUGUUCCACACAUUUCUUUUUUGUUGCUAACAGGUGUGGGAUGCUGAGAAAUGGGCAGAAAUGAACAAACAUCUGACCAUUGUGAAGCUUUUAAAGGUAUAUUCAUGCUCUCUUUGUUUCUAGCCAUUAUUCUGUACCUCUUUCUAGGGAAUAUCAGCGGGUAAGCCCCCCCCCACUCGCAUGGGGCUAAUCUACAAAUGGGGCGUACUAGCAAAUGAAUUUCUCAAGGAAUAACCCAUAGGGAGAUAACUGACUGCAAGUUGAAAUCACUGGCUUUGCUUUCUGGGUACUCCCUCCCCUUGUCUGCUAAAAGGAAGUCGUUUCAAGUAGUACACUCUUUAUUAAAUGCCUCAUUGUGCCACUUAAUAGAUCAUGUGACUCCUUCAUUACCUACCCUCAAACUACUCUAUAUAUGUACUCUGAGGGCUGUCUGCUCUCGCGGAUAAUUUGGGAGACUCCAGAUUUUGAACCGUUUCUCCCAGUCUCCGGAUUAGAGUCUGAAAUCUCCCGGAUAAUCGCCGAAGUUUGCCAUUUCUUGUAGAUUUGACUUUCUGACAAUGAAAUUUCAAAUAUUUUGCGUUGUUUGAGCUACCUUACUGUGAACAUGGAACGUUUCCUCGCAAACUCUGGUAUGCCUUUGUAAUUUAAGCAUUAUUGUGAUUGGUAGAAAGUAAACCAAUUAGGUCAAAUGUUACAAUUCCAACAGCAUCUUUUCCGCGCGUUUUUUUUUUUUCACAAAUGACGUCAUGUGCCAUUCCUUGAAGAUUUGACUUUCUGACAAUGAAAUUUCAAAUAUUUUGUGUUGUUUGAGGUAUUUUACUGUGAACAUCAAACUUUUUCCCACAAACUCGGGUAUGCUGUUGUAAUUUAAUCAAUAUUGUGAUUGGUAGGAAGUAAACCAAUUAGGUCAAAUGUUACAAUUCCAACAGCAUCUUUCCUGCGCGUUUUUUUUUUUUUUCACAAAUGACGUCAUGUGCCGUGAAAUAUGACGUUGUCAUUUCUUUCUAAUUCUUCCUCCUUAACCCUUACAUAUCAAGAUGGGUAAAUCUUUUGACCUCACCAAUCUAAAUUGCUUUUCUAGAGCCACAAAGCCCUUUGCUCUUUGCUCAAAGAUGGCUCAGAUCCACCUUCUUAUGUCACUUUGAACGUCUGCGGUGCUGUUAAUGCUGGUAAAACAACACUAAUACAAAACCUGCAGUUGAGCACUUUUCAGCGCAUGCGUAGGCGUGAUCAUCCAGACACCAGUCAGGAUAUGGCCUCAAGGACUGCUGGGAUUGAAGUGGGCAUCAUAGACGUGCCCGGGGCGGGCGUGUUUCGUAAAAUGGACAUGGCAGGACAUUCAUGGGCAUUCACUAGUAAUGAGUAUUUCAUUGGCAAAAGGACAUCCAUAUCUCUGGUCCUGUUUGAUCUGAGUAAAUCAGACGACAAAGUCGAGAAUAACUUGUUUCAUCAUCUAGGGAUGUUGAAGGCGAGGGAGACGAAACACGGCUUUCUUCGUUAUCGCCCUGAAGUUGUUCUGGUCGCCACUCACCCUGAUACGAUAGAAGGAGAUCCACGCGUCAGAGCGGACGCCUAUUUUCGAAUGUUUUUGGAAAGCUUCCAAGCUUACAUGAAUUUUUAUCCCAAAGUGAUGGUGAUUAACUGUACAGACCCUAGCAACAUGGAUUUUGACGCUCUGCGGAGAUGCCUCAGUGAACUUCGUGAUAAGAUAAUCAAGGUAUGCGAUAAAAACUAUACCCAGAUGAAAGAAAUGCUCUGGUCACCUCUCCGCUCCCUCAUAUGCACGAUCACGCUUCCACACGCACGCAAACACACACAUUUCAGUGAUAGCCAAGAGGCCAUUAAAAAAAAAAAAACAUGGAUAAGACAAAAAAAAAAUAUGAACAUGAAAAAUGUUGGUCAGUGUACAUUUAUUCUUCUGACUUAAGGGCAAAACUUUCUCUCUUUCAUUAAAUGUCUGAUUAAUCUUAUGGUGGUGUUCUUUUUGUUCGUAUGGCAUGUGUUAACCAAAGAACGUGUUUUUUAUCUGUCAGAACUCUGAACGGGUGCCUCGUUUGUGUGCAAAGCUGUUGCCUCGCAUUCGUGCGCUGGCAAAGAAGAAGUCCUCAUUUCCUGUGGUAUCCUGGGAACAGUUUGUUAAAGAAGUAAAGGAAAUCAACAAAACAGCUGACGAAGACGGAGUUAGAAAUGUGGCCUUCUAUCUGAAUGAAAGUGCAGAGGUAAAAGAAAACUUGGUUCAGCACACAUGAAUGUAUUAUAAUUCUGAGUUAGCGCCAUCUUGCCGACUCAUCGCUUGAAGAUGAAACGUAGCGGAUUUAAUUCAGUGACUCGUUAUCUGUUGUUCAUACAGUUUUGAAAUCCAGUCCAAAAUACCUGUUCAUUUUAUAGUUUUCCGGAUAUUCCAAACCCUAUAUGUGUCUCUUGUUGUCAGUGGUGUAUUACCACUCUUAUUAGUUCCCUUCGAACAUAUUCUUGAAACACGUAUGUGUGUAGGUUACGUAGGGCUUUUUUUUCUGCGAUGCACACAUCCCCUCUCGGGGGAGGCGUGGGGAAUCUCAUAUGACGGUGAUAGGGAUGCUCGUCAUCUCGACUAGAGGUAUGAAAAUUUACAGAUUUUGGUUCCACUUAAGUUAACGCUAUCAGGAUGGAAAGCCAAUAUAUUUACCGUAAAGUAAUUGCUUAGGGAUGUACUUUAAGAAAUAUCUCUAAGUAAACUAUCAUAGUGUGUUGGGGUAUAGUCUCCUUUAGGGGUCAAAUAAAGCCUGAAGCACGCCUAGAUUGGGACAAUUUCUGAACAUCAACCCCGUCUCUGUCAUAUGGGAACUCCCCCGCUUCCCCGAGACGGAACUUUAAUUCCCUUCCUUUUGGUAUCCGGUCCUGCUGGGGUAAGACCAUCGAAAUCAGCCUCCUUCUUCCUGAACUCUCUUGCUAGAAAAGAUUUGUUGCCGACAAUUAUAUUCCAAUCGUUUUAUUAAGGACGUCUCGUGACCUAAAUGUCAUCUUAUAACAGAUUGUGAAUGACAAUUCACCUGAGCUUCGAGACAAAGUUGUACUAGACGUGAACUGGCUGACGUCCCACAUUUUUGGCAUCGCUCUGGCGCCAGCAAACUUCCCUCGAACGCUACGUUUUGACAGACUCAGCGGAAUGGUGGGGAAACAAGAACUUGAGAGAACCUUUCGGGAAUGUCCUCUCGACCAGCUCGUGGAAUUGUUAGUGCGUUUUGAGGUGUGUAUACCUUGGGAUGAAGAAAAGCUCAUCUGUGAGAACUACCUCUUUCCCAGUCAUUUGGAACAGGAUCGCCCAAACCUUGAUGAUGUCUGGCCGCAGACUGGGAACUCUGGCCGAGACCUGUGUGUUGUUGGUCGCAUUUUGGAAUGCCAAAACAAAAUGGACGCUCUGCCUUUUGGCUUCUUCCCAAAGUUUCAAAUUCGUUUGCUGAAGCGGUUUGGGCACAAAAGUCCAGUUUGGUAUGGAGGCAUCAAAAUUGCAGAUGACGUGGUGGAGAUUCUUGCCACGCUGUCAUCAAGUCUUAAAGCUGUUAAUAUCUGUGUUUGGGCGCCAAAAGGAUGCGAAGAGCGUUGCUACGAUGCAUUGAUAUUCGUACAAGAGCUAAUAGAAGAGCUGCUUCUCGAAGUUGCCGGAGGAAUCGAGUUUGCGCGCAAAGCUCUGAGCAUUAAGAUGUUCCACUGCAAACGAUUCGAAGGGUACCCUUUAGAAGAGGUGCAUGGUGCACUAAGGAAAAAUGGACCGAACGCCAGAAUUGUCCUUGAAAGCUGUGGUGUGAAUGAACUAGCUGUGGACGUCGAAUACUGUGGAAUAAGGAGAUUUGUUUAUGCCCCCGACCACAUCACUCACAUGACUCUUAGGGACAGAAGGGAACUUGCUAGACUCCUGGAUGAUGACAGUAAAUCAAAUUUAAGUUCAUUGAAAGAGGAACUGCCAGUCGGUUCAGUUCCGGUGGAAAAUGAAGACACGGCACCUUCAGGUACUGAGACUUAAACAAUAGCCACAGUUUAAUAGUCCUGCCGUCAAUGUGUCAGUUUUUGUCCAUAAUACAGUUGAACCUUUUAACCUCAAGCUUAAGCCAAGCGUCCAGUUCCUCUUAUGUCGUAGGACGGAAGCUUAUCAGGCGCACGAGGGAGACACGCGAGGGAAGAGCUCACUCUCCCCUCGUAUGCCCCCGUUUUUUUCAUAACCCUAUGAACGCAGGCUAAGUUGAGUGUACAACUACAACAGUGUCAAACCUUGGAUCCCAUGAGCUUGUUAGGUACUAGCAUUGUUUCGUGCCUCUCCCACCUCGCGCCAUCAGUCUCGCGCGUGGCCAUUUGCGUGUCUCGCGUUUUGCUCGAUCGUAGUCUAAAUUAGCUCAGCAUUAUUUUAUUUCGCACACGUCAGAUCUUUAGGGACCUUAAGCAACGACGAAGACGACGACAACAACAACGUCAAAGAAAAAUUGCUUUUAUGAGCAAAACAACUGCUCUGCACGUGCAUCACGCUUUUUAGUACAUUUCUCUGACGUCCACUGCACGGCUACAACGUGAAACCUCCCAAUGCGCCGACGUUUUAUGGAGGACGUGGUCAUACUACGACAAAUUUUCCCUUCUCUAUUUGAACAUGGAUAAAGCCCUCAAGAAUUCAACUCCAGGAAAAAUCUCCUACAUUUGACGAAUUGAGCGGUUCCAAAUAGACGCUUUAAAGUUUGAAAGGACGUAAAUUCAUUUUUUAGUGAUGUUUUCACUGCCGUCGUCGUCGUCGCUGCUUAAGGUCUCUAUUGCUGACAAGCAACUUUAGUGACGACAUUUCUACGCAGAUCUAACAGAAAGUGCCGUCAUUGCAUUAACCACCAAGUACUAAGUGAGGACAUUGUAUCUCUACGUUCCGACUGCCUUUUAUACGUGGUCCUACGAGCCACUCAAGGGGCGGUUAAAGGUUGAACUCUCUACCUUUCAAUCAACAGACCAGUCAGUGUGCCCUAUCAUCUGUGCUCAGCCAUACUAGAUAGAGAGAUAAAGAGAACCUUAUAGUCCUUACUUAUUUUCUCUUUGUUUUAUAGGUUUUACCAGUGUGAUUCCCAAUAGUGAAACAGAUCACUAUCUCUCUCGGUGCGCUGUUCACACCGAGGUAACGGCCAGACUCUUAAUGGAAGCACUGGAACGAAUGAACCAAUACCAAGCUGCCGAUGUGGUGGGAAGAUGGCUUAGGAACAUGGAAAUAUCCGAGCAGGACACCUCAGGAUAUAGAACAAGAGGGGAAAGCAGUGCAUCUGAAGGAAGCCCCUUUGUAAGGUCACGAAGACGCGGAACUAGCGAAGCUUCUGAAAACUGGGAUGUGUUUUCAAGGAGUAGAGGAGGUAGUAAUGCAUCUGAAGGGAGUUCCGGCUUGAUGGGAUCAGAGAAUAGUGUGAAUAGUGCAAGGGAAAUACCACAUCGCAGAUUUGACUCGUCGAGACAAGGCUCGUUCGGAUUAUAUCAGGACUUACCGAGAACCGUUCGUGCUUCUUCGUAUGGAAGUGCAACAUUAAGACAACCGUUUACACGCAGAGUACGAACCACAAGUGCUCCGUCUGAACACAGCUACGCAUGCUCAGCUGAAGAAUCGUAUUACUCUAGAUCCGUUGGCAGACUUUCUUGUGAAGAAUCACAGCGUGGUUCAACAGAACAGAUCGUGCCCGAACCUCAGUCUCGUUGCUUCUUAGAUGCCUGUAGGAACUGCGAUCAUUGCGCCCAAAAAUUGCCUUUGCAAGAAACAGAAAUUCCCAAGCCGUGCGGGCAGUAUCCUACUCCUGACACCAUGCAGUUCGCUCAGUGUACAAACAGUGGAGGUACUGAACCUGAACUCUUAUCAAGUCCAAUGCAAGUUUCGAAUAGUGAUGACAAUCAGGAGCAGACUUCUAAAGAGGAACAACUUUCAGUCGAUGAAACAGGUGAACCAGAUAUGAAAUCCAGUUUCCCUCUCAGGAAUUUUGUUGCUGACCUUUCAUCGAGGUUAAGUCUUAGCUGGAGACCAGUUGCGCUUGACCUUGGGUUCAGGAACUCCGACCUUGGUCGUUUCGAAGAGUCAAGCUUACUUCGCAUUCAAGCGAGCAAGAUGUUGGAAAACUGGUUAACUAACAACAGAUGCACCUUAGAUUGCAAGCAAUGUGAGCAGGUAAUUAAAGAAAGACUCGCUGAAGCGUUUGAGAACGCACAUCGAGCAGAUUUGAAAGACUUUUUGAUGCAUCAGUUGAAGGAAACGUGAGGAGGUUAUAUGAUACAACGACCUUUUCCGUACCUCUAUAUUACGGACAGGUCUAUUGGCCCUAAAGAAACUGAACCUCAUGCAUGGAUGGAAGAAUGAAAUGAAAUGUCGCAGAUGAGAGUACAACGGACAUGUUCACUUCUCAGUAUGUAUUAACAUGCUAACAGUAAGCUUCGGCGUCAGUAUACAAUGGCGCCACAUGGCAACCGCUAUCCGGGGUCCAUUUGUUAAUGAGCUUACUUCAACCCACCCAGCCAUUAUAUGAAUAAUGUGUGUAAUGGAUCGUAAUGAGGUAGACCACACUAUCGGGGAAUCGAAGCUUGUCAUAGUACAGUUAUACAUGGCCCGGCCUGGCCUUGGAGGCUCGAAAACUCCCCAAGGCGGACAUUUUGGCUGAAAGCCCAAGCUCAUCCAAAAUUUCGCAUGCAGAAUUGUUUUAGGCUUAACACCACGACCACAUCACUGAAAGCCUGAAAUUUCUGAUGUGGCUUAGCAUGAAUGAUAGACUGCUUUUAAAUGAUCUAGCAAUGGUUCAUGAGUGUUCACGACCAGAUACCCAGCUACCUUACUGGAAAAUUUAUUCAGCGUUCGAAGAUUCACGACAGAAACACUAGACGCAGUGGGGAAUUACAUCUACCGAUGUGUAGGCUACGAUCAUUUCCUUUUCGAGGUGUAAAGUUGUUUAACAAUAUCCCAAUCGAGAUUAAGCAAAUUUCUGAUGUAAAAAAGUUUUAGGCAAAGGUCUGUAAUUAUUUGUUAAGUUUGUAAAUAUCUAGUCUUAGUACAUUAUGCAUUUUAAUAUUCUUUUAGGUUUUAAUAAUGGGAUAUUCCUGUAGUUGGUCUUUAGUAUUCAGAAUAUUGACAGCGGAAGAGC